CUUUUGUCUUUUUACAUUCUAUUGGUAUCUCUUGACCGGCAACUAUGACGUCAUCAGACUGAAAAGUUGUAGCUCGGGUGAGUUUGUGGAGCUCAGAUCUUAGCUGUUACGAAAAAAAACUGAGUUUUAAAGAAAAUCAAGCCGAUUGGGAAGCACAAUGAACGUUUUAACGAAAAUCCGGCUCAUCAAUGAGUUAAAUGCAAAGGAACUUCGAAGUGGGGUUGCAGGGACGUCUUCAUCAUGGCAUAAUCAAUACAAAGAUAGUGCUUGGGUUUAUGUUGGAAGCUUGCCAUUUGAACUAAGUGAAGGAGAUGUGAUUUGCGUCAUGUCACAGUACGGGGAAGUGGUUAACAUCAACCUUAUAAGAGACAGAAAAACAGGAAAAUCAAAAGGGUUUGCAUUUGUCUGUUAUGAAGAUCAGAAAAGUACAAUUCUGGCUGUGGAUAAUUUAAAUGGUUCAAAGAUCAAAGGACGCCAGAUGAGAGUUGAUCAUGUGCUCGCUUAUCAAGUCCCCAAGGAAGAUGAUGAGGUUGAUGAGGUCACAGAGAGGAUACGGGAGCGAGGAGUUGCUCCGGAUGUGAUGAAGGAGUAUGAGAUGAAAGAGGAAGAAGUUGUGGAAGAAGAGGUUGUGCUCAUUAGUAAUGAUAGUGAAGAGGAAAAACCAAAGAAAAAGAAACACAAAAAAGAGAAGAAGAAAAAGAAAUCAAAACUCAGCUUUUUAAAAGAAACGCCAGCUGAAAAAGCCAAAAAAACAUCAAAAUCUUCGAAAUUCGCAGAGGUUGAUGAGCCUUCUAGAAAAUUUGAAAAGGAGGAAAAAGAUUAUCAAAUAAAAAAUAAAGAUCAAAGAGAACAUGAGAACAUCCGGAAACGGAGAGACUCUUCAUCAUCUUCCUCAUCUGGAGAUGAGGAUUUGAGACAAAAACGUAAAAAGCGAGUGAAAUCUUUUAGUCCUGAUGCCAGAAAGCAUCAAAAGCGUGAUAAACGCUCCCGGGAUUCUCAAUCACCAGAUCGAAAUGCUCGUGACAAUCACAAGCGUGAUUCAGAUUCACGAGGAAACAAUCAUCAUGAUAAAGUUAUUCGGGAUAGUAACCGACAUGAUAAAAAUUAUCGAGACAAUCAUGAACGUGAUGCAAGAUCACGUGAUUAUCAACGGCGUGAUAAUCAUUCAAGAGACAAUCGAUAUGCAGAAUCACGUGAGAGAAGACCUAGGGAUCAUCGGCGUGAAAACCGCCGUGAUAAUAGUGAUCAUAAAAAUCAUAAGCACAGCAGAAGGUCCAGAUCACGAUCAUGAAAUUUUUAUUUUUUUGAUAGGUUAAUUUACAAUGAUCACAUAACUAAAUAAUGUUAUUGUUAAUUAAGUUAAUUUUUAUAUCAUUAAAACACUUUUUUGGAGUUGCUAUGUUUUGUACACAACUGGACCUUUUCUACUCAAUCACUCAUUCCGGAUUAAACCGUUUUCUUACCCGUUUAGA
Messenger RNA from Ciona intestinalis (vase tunicate), 1472 nucleotides. The record is from RefSeq and is a predicted model, not a curated record. Lineage: Eukaryota; Metazoa; Chordata; Ascidiacea; Phlebobranchia; Cionidae.